GACAGACACACACACAGACACACACACAGACAGACAGACAGUGGUCAUGCCAUUUUCCAUGUGCCUUGCUGGGGGCGAGUUAGCGCCCCACCAGCAGAGAGAGCAGCUAUUUUGAAAGUGACCCCUCAUUCAGGCAGCGACGGUGCAGCUGUCAGGAACCAUGACUGAAGAUGACGGAUUCUGUUGUCGUGGAGGGAUAUGCCAGACUCAGAGAUGGAAAAAAGUGGAAAACUAGGUGGCUCGUUCUUCGCAAGCCGUCGCCUGUAGCAGACUGCCUUGUGCUGCUGGUUUUUAAAGACAAGUCCGAAAAAGCUCAGGGCAACAAGGAGAGGGCCAGUGUCACCUUGGAGGAGAUCUGUGGUCUGGAACUGGGACAGUGCUAUGAGGGCGUGGCUUUUACUCUGGCCAUCCUCUGCCUGAACCAGGCCGCGCUGCUGGGCUUUGACAACAGGGAGGCGCUGCAGGCGUGGGACGUUCGCCUGCGAUACAGCCUUGGAGAAGUUCACAGAUUCAGUGUUGGAGUGUUACCAGGGACUAAGUUGGAGAGUGGACCUGCAACUCUUCAUUUGUGCAACAACUUGCUGGCUCUGGCCCGGGAUGUCCCUCCUGUCAUCGUCGGACACUGGAACCUUCCAGACCUGCGCAGAUAUGGACCUGUACCCAACGGGUUUGUGUUUGAGGGAGGAACAAGAUGUGGAUACUGGGCCGGUGUGUUUUUGCUGGCAUCUGCUGAGAGCGAGCAGAUCAGCUUUCUGUUCGACUGCAUCGUCCGAGGCAUCUCCCCCACCAGAGGCCCUUUUGGACUGCGGCCAGUUUUGCCAGACCCCAGCUCCACGCAGACGAGUUCGGAGGAGAGGCUGAACCACGAGGCCCAGGAGCUGGAGAAGCGACUGAGCAUGCUCUCACACAGGAGCAGCACAGUUUCCUCCUCGUACUGCCCGUCUGCUGGAGGAGACGACCGCAGCAUAUCUGGCUCAUCUGACACAUCAGACAACAGCCAAUCAGACUGCAGCAUCAGCAGCCGGCUCGCCAUUUGGACCGACCCUCCCGCCAACCCGUCUGAAAACACCAGCUCAAGUAAAACAGCUCUACAGAGCACGGAGAAGCUUUCUGUCAACCAGGGAGGGGGAGUUCGGCCCGCUGCCAAGCCCCCCCGGCAGCUCCAGGAGAUCGGCCGUCAGAGCUCGUCUGACAGCGGCAUCGCCACGGGCAGCCAUUCCUCUUAUUCUGGAAGCUUCUCCUCUUACACGGGCAGCCUGGACAUAACAGCAGGGGAGGACUUUGGGUCUGUUUUCAGCUUGCCUCCCCACUUGGCUCAAGACCUGAGUCCCUGUACCUGCUCUGCUGUCCCUGGACAUGAGUACCAGGUACCAUCAUCACUCAGGUACCUCUAUGACUCACCUAAGAGUCUGUUACCAGAGGGGAGCGGGACUGCCAAAGACAAUGAACCCUCCAGCCCAACUAAGGACACUCCUACCUCUUCAAACCUCACGACAGACUCAACAAAGGAGGAGAAAAGUAGUGCCAAAACCUGCGAGGGCCACUCAGAAACUCCUGAAACAAAGUCAGUGAGUGAACACUUAGAGAAGGGUAAGAAAACCAAGAUGGCGCCCUCUAGUGAGCGCCCAGACUCCUGUUACAUCUGCACCUCUGUCUCCAAAACCAUCGUGACCAUCUGCUCCGUCUGUGGAGGAUUUAAGGGGACAUCGCACAUCCCUGCAAGUGGGUCAGUGAUCCCUGCCAUACCAGAAUGUCAUAUUUUCAAUCCAGCAGAUCAAGGUGUUGACAAGUCACCAUGCAGCCAAAACAAUAUUGUGAAAUCCUGCCCCUCUCCCGGCCUGGAGAAGCCAACAGCGAGGACGAGUGAGGAUUCACUGCUGCCAAAAAAGGGGAGAGAGAAAUUAGCAUGUCUCUUAUCCGAUCUGCUAGGCUUUCCCGGUGCUGUUAGGCAGCUGGAGGCGACGUCUAACAGACUGAACUUGUAUGAGUCGAUGAGCUCCAGGAAUGAGCUCAUAUCUGCGGCUACCGUCACCUGUGCGCCGCCAGAGAAAAAAGCAGUCAUUUACGAAAACUGUCUCAAGUGUCAAGGAGAGCGCUGCCGGCCUCCUCCACGGGCCGUACCUCCUGAAAUGAACCGCAACGGGAACAUUUCCACCUUCAAAACAUUUCCAGCCGGGCAGAAGAGAAGUGAAGAACACCAUGCAGCUGCUAAUGAAGCUCCCAGCGCUGGAUCACAGAGCGCAGAUGGGCAGUGUCAGUAUGAAGAGAGGAAUGGUCUGAACGUGACCAGUGAAGACAAAAGGCAUCAUAGUAAAGAGGAAAGACGCAGAGCCGAUCCUUCUUAUGAGAUCAUGGAGAGUCGGGCGCUGGAGAGAAACUCCGAGGCCGAAGAAAAAAGCAAGUAUGAGUUGAUGGGCAGCUGUGGUCAGCAGAGGUUCCUGCAGGAGACUGAAGAUCCCGGACGGCUCAUUACACCUACCGGACUUUCAGCUCUUCUGAGCCGACUAAUGAUGGAGUUUUCUGUAAAGACGAGAGGAGGUGGAAUCUGCUUCUACUUAAACAAAGGGCCGGUGUUCGUCUUCUCCCCCGAGGCGCCACUUCCUGAAAGGCCUCGCAGUGACGGUGUGACGUACGUGAAUAUUCCUGUCAGUCCCACAUCCAAGAAGCAGCUCAACUACAUGGAGCUGGAGCUGCAGGAGUCGGGUCCUGGACCCCGAGGGAGCGUCCCACAUCUCCCGCCUCAAAGAAAGAGCUCCACAAAGUACGCCCAGAUUGACAUCACUGCUACAGAAACAGCCCACAAAGUGGGCACACAGCACGCCCUGGGUCGGCAGGAGGGCCUGCACACUCUGGAGCUGAGACGAAAGGGGACGCCACACUGACUACUUCUUCACUGAACACUUUCUGAUCGCAGCAGGAUGCAUCUGCUCCGAGACCAGUGUACUACAGAAAACUAGAAGGUCCCCAAGAAACAUGGCUCUGACGGGGGUUUCAGUCCUAACAGUUCCUAAAAGAGCCCCAGAGGUUAAGUUUGGGAUUUUUCUCUCCUCUGUUGCAAUGUUUCAAUGCAGAUGGUUUGAAAGUUGCAUCAUCCAUGCUUCAAACACUCUCAUCUAAGAAAACACUGCCUCCUGAUGUUCACAUUCACACUUCGCCUCCGUAAAUUACAAACAACUUAAAGAUGGAGUCGACUCGGAGAGGUUUGGCAACGGAUCAGGAGAAGCAUUUCAAUCAUCUCAUUAAAUGGCAUCAUGUCAGCCUCGGGGUAACAUGAAGGAGCCAGUGCUGAGCUGAGUCACUGGUACUGAUAAAAACCCCUGAGCAGAGGCUUUUCACAGCUCACUCGGGCCGUCCCCCAAAACAUGUAAUGUGCUGUUCUCAUCCUUAUUCGGGACGAUGAGGUAUGCUGGCAGCAGGGGAAGAGGCAGAGAUGCUGUUGAUUUUCACAAGGACUUCAUAUUGGCUUAUUCCUCACAUCAGUAAGUCUACUUCAACUUGUACAAAACUCGCUUUGAAGCAUAAAAAUAUUUGGUGACUUCUUCCGUUCAGUCUUACUCAGAAUGCUUUUCUUUUAAUA
Messenger RNA from Labrus mixtus (cuckoo wrasse), 3577 nucleotides. Its product is annotated as protein Dok-7-like. NCBI's taxonomy places the organism in Eukaryota, Metazoa, Chordata, Actinopteri, Labriformes, Labridae. The record is from RefSeq and is a predicted model, not a curated record. The transcript has 14 exons. Gene Ontology annotation, biological process: neuromuscular junction development; positive regulation of protein tyrosine kinase activity. Gene Ontology annotation, molecular function: protein kinase binding. Bases 171 to 2882 code for a protein of 903 amino acids.